Messenger RNA from Ostrea edulis (European flat oyster), 3897 nucleotides. RefSeq names its product small conductance calcium-activated potassium channel protein 2-like. The record is from RefSeq and is a predicted model, not a curated record. Bases 867 to 2246 code for a protein of 459 amino acids. Gene Ontology annotation, biological process: potassium ion transmembrane transport. The transcript has 2 exons. Gene Ontology annotation, molecular function: small conductance calcium-activated potassium channel activity; calmodulin binding. Lineage: Eukaryota; Metazoa; Mollusca; Bivalvia; Ostreida; Ostreidae. Gene Ontology annotation, cellular component: plasma membrane; neuronal cell body; neuron projection.
CUAUAAUAACCGAUGAAUUACAAACCAAUAGAUUGAUUAUUUAUUUCAUUAUGUCCCAUUUAUAAACUUUUAAGAUUAGAUAUGGUGGCAAGUAUGUAUUUGCCCGAUGUAAGUACAUGUUACUUAGAGGAAAAUCUAGAGGUGGCUGCCUGUUGUGAGUGGGGGCUGCAUAUUGAUUGUAAAUCGGAGAAUUAAACUUUAUCAACCAAAGAAAUAACAACUAGAAGGCCAGAUUACUGUUUAUAAAUGCGGUGAUACGUCCCGUCCAAUUAAUGCAUGUAUUUAAUGCCACGGGUCAGGAUUAUUUUGAAAAACAUCGAUAUGUACCAAAAUUAUCGAAAUCGCUUUUGGAUUUAGUAGCACAUGGUUAUAACUGUUUUAUAGUGAAGAUUUGAAUUUUCUGAAACACUUUCAACGAUGAUGGAGUGUACUGUGUGCUUUUUAGACUUGGAAUGACUACUACCAUAUUGUUUCUCGAGUGUUGAUUAUAAAUACAUUGAAGGGGAGUAAUUCGUAAAAACAAAAAAUUAACUUUGCAAAAUCUUAAAAGUAUUUUGUUAGAAAAUCAGUGUUUAAACCCAGGCGAGCUAUUGUCCUUGUCUGUGAGUGGGGGUGAAUCCUAUUUAAUAAUUAGGCGUUAACAAAACUGUCAAAUCUUCUUUUUGGAGUAUCAUCGAUUCUUUGAAAGGAUAUCUGACUACACAGGGUCCGAACAAUAUAUGGCCUGGCAACAGACGGUGUAGGGUCGAUGUUCGAAUCAUCUUUACUUUUCCAAUCAAUUCUUUCUCUUCUAAAGCAAAGCAGUAGUUAGUGUUAAUUUUAGGCUUCUUUGGACACCCAGAUAUGAUUACAUCAGACGUUGUAUUAUGAGUGGGUACGAAUUCGACAAUCCCAACCUCCCUCUUUGCACCAGUGACAGCUUGAAAAUGAAAUACAUGGGAAAUUCUGAUCCUAAGCUUUCGCCAGUUUCUGAUAAAAAUUCCAAAAAUGAAUCAAAACUCACACUUGGACAAAAAAUUGACUACAGAAGGGAACUCAUCCAACGGCGGCGUUACAUCGUGGAUACUGAAUUUACCCUCGCCAUGAUUGGAAUCAUUCUUAUGGUGGUGGAGACGGAGUUAUUUAUUAGUUAUGGUGUGGAGAAAAUAAGUAUUGCCUCAAUCACACUGAAAGGAAUCAUAUCCGUAACUACACUUGGCUUACUUUUUUUCAUAUGUUUGAACUAUUACACAGGAGCUAAAAUAAAAAUGCUGGAUGCAGGGUUGAAGGAAUGGCACAUGGCGAUGUCAAAUUGGCAUUGGUUUGGCCUAGUUCUAGAGCUCCUCAUCUGCAGCAUCCACCCUUUUCCCGGUAAUAUUCAAUUGCCGUAUCUUUCCCCGGACGGAGUGAGUCACACUGUCAGCUUUGAUGCCGUGCUGUCCAUCGUGAUGGUCGCACGUCUUUAUCUGGUGGCCAAAUUUGCCGUCGUCCACAGUGUCUUGCUGACGGACAGAUCCAUUUACAGUAUUGGGGCUCUUAGUAAGGUGAAAAUCAACACCCUGUUUGUGUUUCGAGCCGCUAUGAGAAACCGUCCUGGACAACUUCUUCUCUUGGUGAUGAUAUCAACGUUUGUGGUCAAUACAUGGGCAAUGAGAGCAUGUGAAUUGUACUAUGAGAGAGGAAACUACCAUAAAAACUCCUACAUGGAAUCCAUGUGGUUGGUCGCCAUAACUUUCCUUACAGUAGGUUACGGCGACAGGACACCCCAAAGUUACUGUGGAAGAUAUAUCUCCAUAGUGACGGGUUCCAUGGGCGUAAUAACCACCGCUCUUCUGGUGGCGAUUAUUGCCAGAUAUCUACAACAAACGAGAUCCGAGAAAUACGUCUUCAACUUUGUUUCACGUCUGCAGAUUGAAUACCGGAAGAAGACGUCCGCGGCAAAUGCUAUCAAAGCAGUAUUAAGACUUCAAAUUUUAAGGCGCUAUGGUGACGAAUACAAAAGUGAAAUACGAAAAUAUGAGGAUAAACUGAAAACGGCGUUGGAGGAAAUUAGAAGUGCCAAAGAAGACAUGGACCAUGUAGGUGAUGAUGCUGUAGGAAUUGUCGAUGUUGCACAUAGUAUGGAUAAAAUUGUGACCGAGAUCGAUCGAAAAUUUGCAGAGGAUAAAGUGAACCGAGAGCGUCUGCAGGUCAUUGAUCAUAGACUUGAUUCCAUCGAAACGAAAUUGAAUAGUUUAGUUGAUUUAGUAACAAAAAUGUCCAAAUAAGAAGUCUUAAUAAGCAUCAAUAAUUCGUAUUAAGAAGAUUUGAUUUCCAUCGUUUAGAAAAGUUUAGAGACCAAGUCCACUCCAGCUUAAUUGAUAUUUGGGUGUUUUUUGUGUACCAUUGGUAAAACGAUUAUGAUACUCAAACGAUCUCAUUCGUUAAGUAAUAUGUAUCCCAUUACAUUAUAUGUAAGUUAUCAAUCACGAGGGUCAUGUACGAAUGUUAACGUACCAAGAUCCAAGACACUUUUCAUUUGGCAUCUGUGUAAAACAAGGUCUUGUAUCGUGGUAAAAAAACAACAACAAAAACAUAUCCCUAAGAAACUCAGCUGAAUCGGAUCCAGUACUUUUCGUAUUAUAGAUGUGGUUCAAUAUACUCCAUGCUUAAUAUGAAAUAUGUUAUCCAUAACAGAUUACGUAGAACACAAUGUAUUAAUGACAGAUGCUUUUUGUAAAAGCUAAUUGCAGCUACCCAAGUCUUCAUUGAAAUAGUCUUCAUUAUAAGACGGUAUAAGUUGUUAAAAUAUACCCCUAUCUACUGAAUUGUGUAGAGCGCUGGCUUCGUGAUUGGAAGGUCACGAAUUCAACAAAGUCAAAUCAUAAGAGAAAAGUAGUGAAUGUUCUUUCCCCAACAUUGGACAUUAGAAGUUAAAGUCGCGACUGUUUUGGGCGAUGUCACGUGUUACGGCACUAUAAAGAACCUCAUAGUAUUGGCUACUAGUGGCCUACGAUAUGAAUAACAUUGGUGUAAAUUUGUGGUAUUUCACCUAUAACCGUAUUCUCGCAUUUUCUCGUUUGCCCACAGUUGAUCUCUGGUGUGCGUGACGUCUGCUUAUAAGUGAAAUAAUCCUGUUUGGACGUUAUAAACAGCAAUUAAUUAUCAGAGAUAUUUAGUUUGAUAGAAUAUACAUGGUGUCGACAUUUUCAUUUAUUUUAAUGGCUGAAAUUGAAAGUAAAGAAAUGUAUGAACAACGGAUCCGUUUUCGUUCUAAUGAAACGAAAUAUACAUGAAUUUGCUAAAAUUUACUUGCAUUGAUAUUUUUACGACCUGUUUUUAAAUGAGCAUUUAAAAACAACAUUUUUUAAGUCAUAUCUAUUGUGCUAACGAUAGCAGCUGGUUCACACCAAUUGAAAAACGCGCGUGCGUUUAUUAGUGCACCAUCUGUUGUCAUUUGCACAAUAUAAUGCAUAGACUUUUAAAAAAUAGUAUAGUACCAAACUGAAAUUAACCCUGUGAUUUCAGAUAUCCUAGAAUUCCCCGUGCUUCUCGUUCAGCAAGAGACAACGGCCAUGUUAUAUUUCCAUGAACAUUACUAUACUAGUUACUAGUACAUAUGAUUGUGAUGUCAACCUCGUUAUGUAGCUCAACUUGUUAAUAUCAACGUGAUAAUUCUGAUAUCUCACCGAUGUUACAGUCCAAAAAACCCAACAAAUUCAUAUUUUGAUGUUUCUCCAUAGGGAAAUUGUUAUAUUCGUCCUCGCCAUACAAGUUCAACCAAAUUACUCAUUAAGAAAUAAAAAGAUAGCAGUGUAUUAUGAACUUGAUUUACAAUAUUGUUUGAGAUUUAUUUCAAGUCAAAACAUUGUAAGGCUUCACAUGCAGUACGAUAUAACGAUUUGUCAACGGGAUAUUAUUAAAAGCGUAGUUUUUCAA